AGCAUACAUGUAUCUAAACAACUGGCAUACAUAAACUAAUUCUGACAUUGGCAGAGAUCAUGCCAUCAAAGAAGAAGCGGGGAGGAGGGGGUGGGUUGUUCUGUGGCUGUUUUGGAGUAAGAGAUGAGCCACCAGAAAUACAACUUGAAAUAGGAAAUGCAGAUAUAAGAUCAACCGUGGAUCCUACUUUGCCAAUGCCUCCUGUUUCUGAGCUCAAUGCCAAGUUCACAGAGCUUGUGGAAGAACUUGAUCUUCCACCUCAACGUCGCCAGGCGAUGUUCAAUAUGUCACCCGAGAAGAAAUGGCAAAUAUACUGCAGUAAAAAAAGGGAGCAAGAAGAUCCACAACUUGCAACAAGUUGGCCAGAUUACUACAUCGAUCGUUUGAACUCCAUGAGUUCGGUACUGGUUCUUAUGUACGAUGAUGAAGAAAUUAAUUCAAGACUCCAGCUUGUCGAUAAUUUAAAAACUGCAUUGAGAACACUUCCUGUCAGGUUUGUGUCUCGAUUUAUCGAACUCGAUGGAUUGACAUGCCUUCUCAAUUUUCUAAAAAAUAUGGUUCCAGAGGUCACAGAGAGCAGGAUACACACUUCUGUUAUUGGAUGCAUCAAGGCACUCAUGAACAAUUCGCAAGGAAGAGCUCAUGUGUUGGCACAUCCAGAAAGUAUUAAAGUAAUAGCCCAGAGUUUGGCCAGUGAAAAUAUUCGAACAAAGACCGCAGUGCUGGAAAUACUAGGAGCAGUAUGUCUCGUGCCAAAUGGCCAUAAGAAAGUUCUCGAAGCGAUGUUGCAUUAUCAAAAUUUUUCAAAUGAAAGAUCUAGAUUUCAGGGAAUUGUGAAUGAACUCUCGAGAACGUAUCGUGCGCCAGAUGAUAAUGUGUUUGAAGUUGGCCUAAAAACUACAAUCAUGUCUUUUUUUAAUGCACUUGUUAAAUGUGGUGCAGGACAAGAUAAUCUUGAAUUUCGUUUGCACCUUCGGUAUGAACUUUUAUGCCUGGGUAUUCAACCAAUCAUGGACGGACUUCGAAUGCAUGAGAACGAAACUCUCAACAAACACAUCAAUUUCUUUGAAAUGAUCAGAAGAGAAGAUGAAGCAGAAGUGGCAGCUAGGUUUAGAAUGGUUCACAUCGAUACGAAAAGUGCCAGCGCUAUGUUUGAUGUUCUACAAAGAAAACUCAGUCAUACGGAAGCAUAUCAGAAUUUCUUGUCCAUGCUUCAUCAUUGCAUAUUACUGCCUCUGAAUCGGAAUGGAUGUCCCCAUCAUUGGCAAUUAUUCGAUAGAUUGUUGCAGCAAAUCACUUUACAACAACUUGAUGGUUCAGAUCCAGAUAUCACUUAUCUUCGAAAUUUUAACGUUGAGGAAUGCUUGAAAAUCUUAUACAAUGAAAAUGAAAUCAAGCAAUGGAAGGAAACAGCAGAGAGCAUGAAAAAAAAACAUGAAGAGAUGAAAACUCAACUAGACAGGAAGGAGAGAGAGUGUAUUGCAAAAGGACAAGAAAAAGAGGAGGCAAUGCAAACACUCAACAAAUUGAAAUCAAAAUUAGAAACUGAAACGAAAGAACAUCAAUCAACUAAAACUAGAUUAGAGGAAUUAUCUCAGAGAAUGGAAGGGUUGCAGCAGACUGUACCAUCCCCAGCAAACGGUGAAUAUGGCUCUUUGCAAACCUUGGCAAAUGCUGACAAACUAGAAAAAGAACGUUUGCAACAACUUGUAGCAUCUGGAAGUAUUUCUGAUGAUGUCAAAGCGAAAAUUGCCGCACAAAGUGUUGCCCCGCCUCCGCCGCCGCCACCACCACCUAUGAAUGCCCCGCCUCCACCACCCCCACCUCCUAUGGCCCCUCCUCCACCAGGUGCACCCCCUCCCCCUGGUUCAGGUCCCAGACAGUCACUUCUACCACCAAAGAAGAAAAUUCCCAAACCGUCAAACCCUUUAAAAUCAUUUAACUGGGCUAAACUUCCCGAAAGCAAGAUUGUUGGUACAAUUUGGACUGACAUUGAUGAAUCCAGGGCUUUCAAGUGGCUUGACUUACCCAACCUUGAAAACACUUUCUCAGCAUAUCAGAGGCAGCAGGAUUUGCAUUCUAGUAAGAAAUAUGGAUCUCAAGAAGAUUUGUCAACUAAGAAGGUAAAAGAGUUAUCUGUUAUUGAUGGACGAAGAGCGCAAAACUGUACGAUUUUAUUAUCAAAGCUAAAAUUGAGUGAUGAAGAAAUAAAGACAGCUGUCUUAACCUGCGACAAGGCUGGUGAUUUACCAAAAGAUAUGCUUGAACAAAUGAUCAAGUUUAUUCCAACGAAAGAAGAAAUCGAUAUGUUGAGUGAACAUUCAUCAGAAAUUGAUAGAAUGGCUCGAGCUGAUAAAUUUUUAUUUGAAAUGACAAGAGUACAUAAUUAUGAGCAAAGAUUACAAGGCUUAUUUUACAAAAAGAAAUUUAACGAAAGAAUUUCUGAAACCAAGCCGAAAGUUGAAGCUGUCCUGGAUGCUUCUAGAGAAAUUCACAACAGCAAAAAAUUACGCAAGCUUUUGGAAAUUAUUCUUGCUUUCGGUAAUUACAUGAAUAAAGGAAACAGAGGAAAUGCAUACGGAUUCAAAUUGAUGAGUUUAAAUAAAAUUGCUGAUACAAAGUCAAGUUCAGAUAGAAACAUAACAUUGAUGCAUUUUCUACUUGAAAUGUUGACGAAACACUGCCCGGAUAUUGUUGAUCUACCUUCUGACCUUUCUCAUGUGGAAGCUGCUGCUCGUGUCAGUUUCUCAGAUGUGGACAAAGAAAUUGGAAUCAUAAGACUUGGGCUUAAUAACUUGAAGAAAGAACUUGAUGUUCAACAGAAACGACUUACCAGUGGCCAAUGUCAUCCGGAAGAUAAAUUUGUUCCAGUUAUGACAGACUUUGUAACAGUUGCGGACUUGGGUUUUAUGGAAGUUGAAGAACUAAUGAAAGAUGCAAAAAAUAAAUUUGAACAAGUUGUUAUAUUAUUUGGUGAAGAUAGCAAAAGUCAACCUGAUGGUUUCUUCGGACUUUUUAUCGAGUUCAUGGAAACGUUUAAUUCUGCAAAGAGAGACAAUGAAAUGAUGAGAAAGAAGAAAUUGGAAGAAGAGAAAAGAAAGAAGGCUGAUAAUGAGCGAGAAAUGGACAGGCAAAAACGUAGGGCCACAUCAAAGAAAAAGGGUGGAGACCAAGGAGAAUUUGACGAUUUGGUAUCUGCACUAAGAUCCGGUGAAGUCUUUGAGAAAGAUGUCAAUAAGUUACAAAAACGUAACAGGCAACGAAGAACAAAUAAUUCAACGAAUUCUUUUGACGCAAGAGAAAGGAACGUCUCUAAAGUUUUAGGUUAAUGUGAGUGCGACAGCUCUUGUUUUCCACCAUUGGGUAUCGUUGAAAAAUCGUAUUUACCAUGUCAGUUGGCAAACUGGAACUUUAGUUUUUCGAAUAAUGCGAUAUAACUAGGUCACCAUCACCACACACUUCUCAUAUAUGUAAAUUUCAAAUAGUCUAUAAGGAUAGUUGAAAUAAAGUACUCAUAGGCACUGCUCGACAUACAACUCGAGAUAGAAGUUUAGUUUUAUUUGCUAAUGAAGUUAUUAUAAAUUCACACUUUCAACAAAUUUAUACAAAAGUGUUAACACUUCCUUAAUGAAUUCAGCAAAUCAUCUCCAGCUCAACAACAAUUCUAAUUUGGUGUCCCAGGAAAUAUAAUUUUCAUGUUUUUAUGGUUGCAGACUGAUUAAGGAAUGGAAAAGUCUAAUUUUGCAAUGCAGCAAAUGAGUGUUGAAUAUUUGAUGAAUUUAAGCUUUUAAAAUACGGCGAUAGCUUUUAUUUUAAUGACUAACAGGGUUUGGGUGUAUCUAAUAGUUUUACUUUGAAUGUGUUAUGAAUUUUUUUUUAUCAAAAUUUCGAACGGAAUAUGGUUUCCAAAAAAAGUGAUUUUUAACAGUCAGAUAAGUUGAAUUUGUUUUUAUCUGUAAAAUUGAUUCUGUUACAGCAAUUUUCAUUUGAUUUUUUAUUUCAACAUAUUUGAUGUUUAUGUUUUGGCUUGAAAAUAACCUUGGGAUAUCAAUAGCUAUUUGGAUAAGGACAUACCUGGUAUUCAUAUAAGACUGCAAAGUAUUGCAAAAGUUACUUUUUUAUAAUUAUAUAUAUUAUAUAGCACUAUUGAACGUACAUUUAUGUGACUAACUGUGUUAAUAAAUGAUAGUAUGUUUUAUUACUAUUUACCAGGUUGAAUAAAACAUAUUUUACACAUAUAUUUUACUGCAAAACUUUUUAGUUUUUUUUUUUUUCCCUAGCGCCAUAUCUCUUUAUCACUUAUUAAUUAACCCUUUUGUUACUGAUAAACAGCAUCUUGUGGAUUCUGUAACAGUCUUUACCUAUGUUUAAUUGUUAUCAUCUCCAGCAAUUGUUUAUAUUGGUAUUAUUACUUCAAAACAGCAUGGACUAAAGCAAAUGAGGUUAUUGUAGCAAGAAAAUUGUUGUGUAUAUAAAUGGUCACGCUUAGUUUAAUAAUCAUAUUACCCCUGCACCUUGGAAAUCAUGUUUUAACUCAUAUCUUCCUUGAGCUAUUGGGUACCUUAACUAUUUUUCAUGAGGCAAGGUUACUUAUGUCCAUUUUUAAUUCAAAAAUAAUUUCAUAUAUGGCUUUUAUUUGAUCACCUAAAGAACAUUUUGCGAAAGUUCCUUGAAUAUUGUGCAUAAUUGGAAAAUAUCUCUUUUUGUUAAAUUUCUGUUUUUAAUCUAAUUUAUAGAUUGAAUCUGGCUGACUUUAUCCUAAUCUUGUAUGGCACAUGUGGGUGAGCAUAAAAACAUAGAAAAAAGAUUAAGUAGUUAGUCCCGCAGAAACCAAUGAUAACCCCUUAAAGACUUCUGGGAUCUUUACAUUACUAGACUCAAAUUCAACAAAAACUGUAUGUUAGGUAUUAAAAAGUAUGUUAAUGUAUUCAUUUAGGUGCGCUUUUAUUUAACAAUCCAGUAAGUGAAAGAAAAUUCCUAAAAGUCAAAUAUAAAUUGAUUGUAUUGUUUGGUUCAUAAAUUUUUACCGAAAGCUGAAAUUGAUAAUCUGAAUUUUCUGUUUAGCAAUGUGAGAGCUUUCCCUAACAUGCUUUCUGAACUCACAAUGAUAUUCCUUAGACAUAAAAUAGAUAUUGCUUCAUUAUUCUUCCAGGCAUCAUGUUUAAAUAUCCAAACAUAGUGUUAGAUACCUUGACUGUAUAAUAGAAAACCUUAAUUCACUAAUUUGGUAUAGAUAUUUUUUUUUAUAUUUUUUGUGCCAAAUAACUUUUAUGGCACUAUUUUAUCCUCUAAAACCCUUUUGCUAAAUCAUAUUUUUGUUGUGUGUUGUUUGCUCUUAAAUAAAUGACUUGGUACUCGGUCUCAUAGCUGUGCGGAGAUGCAGUUUGGUUAAGGGGGUUCCUCAAAUCAGUUUGACAUCUAGACUAUUGUGUUCCCAAGUUCUAUCCUUGUUUAUACUUAACGUAAAUGUUUCGUUUUGUGAUAAAAAGUGCGAUUUUUCGAGUUAUUAAUAACUUGAUAUGAAUUUUUAACUAAAAUAUAUACUUUAAGGUUCCAAAGU
Molecule: messenger RNA, 5560 nt
Organism: Styela clava
Lineage: Eukaryota; Metazoa; Chordata; Ascidiacea; Stolidobranchia; Styelidae
Product: disheveled-associated activator of morphogenesis 2-like
Biological process (GO): actin cytoskeleton organization
Molecular function (GO): small GTPase binding; actin binding
Source: RefSeq, a predicted model, not a curated record